AUGAUAUAUUUUAAAGGAUCAAAUGGUGAUUUAAGGAAAUUCCCUUUAGAUUCUAAUAAUACUACCAUCAAAAGUUACUCCACAUAUUUACAUAUAAAUAAAGGAGAAACAGAUAAAAAGAAGAGCAAUAUGUUUCAUGUUUGCUCAAAAUUUUUUACUGUGUUAUUUCUUGAACUUUUAUGUUUUCUUUUAGGAUAUUUAUUCAAAGAGGAAAACCUACAAAAUUUUGUACCAAAGUUCAACAAAGAUCACUUAAGGGUUCUAGGAGAGAAAGAAUCAGAGGAUGUAGAUAAACUUAUACACUUGGACGAACCAUAUAAAAAAUUUGAAAAAAGUUUUAAUAAACAUAUAGAUUUAUUAAUAAAUCAUACGUCUACAUCUUGGGAAGAUAUGUGUUAUUUUAGAAAUGUAAGAAUUUCCUCAUAUGGAAAAAUGUGGGAAAAAGAAAAAUUCGAGCAUUGGGUUAAUAAAACGUAUAAGAAUGCAACAGAUUUUUAUGGUAAAAUUUCUGAAGAGUAUAAGAUAUUUAAAAAAAGCCAUCCUACUGAUAAAGAACUCUCUACCUUUUUCAAGAAGAAAAAAAAAGAGUUAUACAAAUUUGAAGGAAAAGAACAUGAACGUUUUUUGGAAUAUAUGCAAAUAUGUAUAGAAGAGUGGAUUCACAUAGAAAGAACACAUAAUCCUAAGACUUUUUCUUCAUGCAGUUUAUUUAAAAAAAAAGGAAAUUAUCAAUUGUUAAUAAAUGAACAAGAUAAAUAA
Plasmodium relictum is the source of this 759-nucleotide messenger RNA. Its product is annotated as Plasmodium exported protein, unknown function. Bases 1 to 759 code for a protein of 252 amino acids. NCBI's taxonomy places the organism in Eukaryota, Apicomplexa, Aconoidasida, Haemosporida, Plasmodiidae. The record is from RefSeq and is a predicted model, not a curated record. The transcript has 2 exons.